AUGCUUCGAAAGACACGAUUCGUCUGCGUUUCUGAUACACACGGCUACACACCCUCUGAAGCAGGCUUCAAACUCCCAGCAGGGGACAUCCUGAUCCAUGCAGGCGACUUGACUAACAAUGGAAGCCUAAGAGAGCUUCGCAAGACAAUGGAUUGGAUAUGCAAAGCCGACUUUGAAAUCAAGAUCAUAGUUGGUGGCAAUCACGACGUUACCUUGGACCCAACAUUUUACGCAGAACACGGACACAGUUUUCACAGCCAGUCCCUCGAAGAUCCGCAGCAAUGCCUGAAACUCAUCUCGGAGUCGCCUUCAGUACUCUUCCUUCAACACGAGUCAGCCGUGAUUCGCUUGACGCGAGCAGGCGGUCCAAACACGAUCUUCAAAGCCUUUGGCUCCCCAUACUCCCAAUUCAAAGGAAACUGGGCAUUUGGAUACGACUCAAGUGAUGCAACAAGGCUAUGGAGUCAGAUACCACUCGACACGGACGUCGUCGUCACGCAUACGCCACCACAAUCUCACUGCGACCAGAAACCAAAUGGAACAUCAGUUGGGUGCUCAGCACUCCGCAAGAGGUUGAGCCUCCUAAGGCCGCACUUGGCCAUUUGCGGCCAUGUGCAUGAAGGACGAGGAUAUGAAAGAGUUCACUGGCAGGCCGAGCUUACAAACACAGAACAAGAUAUCAAGACAGAAAGACAUAGCCAGUCCAAAAAGGAAGCAGAGAGACAGAUCAACGCAGUUGACCAUGUCAUCCGGGGCACGUUGCCGCCCAUGGGAAGCAAGAAACAAAGCCUGAUCGACUUAACCAGCAAACGGAACGAACGAAUAGCCAACGAGGGAUUUUCAUGUCCCGGUCACGGUGAUAGCCGUCCCGCACACGAAACAUCAAAAUCAAACGACGAAACGAUGUCAUUAGCCUCGUCGAAAUCAUCAGCAGGCGCCGGGCCUGAAAAGACAACUCCACGAAAUUCGCCGAACGCUCCGUCCCUGAGCGUGGGUAGCCCCAACCCCAAUCUCAGUCUCAGCACCGGCAUCAGCACCAGCAUCAGCGGCACGAUCGGCCAUAUCGACGCCUUGCAAACGCUCCGAAGGGAGACUUGCAUUGUCAAUGCGGCCGUUGUGGCCACCAGUUUCCCGCAUCACGGAGGCAAACGCUUUAAUUCGCCCGUCGUAAUUGACCUUGAGCUUCCCAUGUGGCAAGAUCCAGCCAACGCCAACGUUAACGCCAACGGGUGA
Penicillium antarcticum is the source of this 1233-nucleotide messenger RNA. RefSeq names its product metallophosphatase domain-containing protein. Gene Ontology annotation, molecular function: hydrolase activity. The coding region runs from base 1 to 1233 and encodes 410 amino acids. Lineage: Eukaryota; Fungi; Ascomycota; Eurotiomycetes; Eurotiales; Aspergillaceae. The transcript has 2 exons. The record is from RefSeq and is a predicted model, not a curated record.